Molecule: messenger RNA, 2610 nt
Organism: Ceraceosorus bombacis
Lineage: Eukaryota; Fungi; Basidiomycota; Exobasidiomycetes; Ceraceosorales; Ceraceosoraceae
Source: the annotation of a GenBank genome assembly
AUGGGUCUGUGCCUGCUGCUGCUGGUGACAGCGAGCACAGCUCAGCGCAAAGCGUCGCUGGAGAAGCGUUUCGAGCGCUUGAAGAACCUCUCGCUGAUCCCAGCUCUAGGCGAUCCCGCUCGAUUCGUAGAUCAUCGAGAUCGCACCUCUCUCCUCUCUCGCAUCCUCAUCCCGCGCGUGCCGGAAAGCGCAGGCUCUAAAAAGGUGUUGGAUGCGCUCAAGGAGCCUUUUGAAGCUUUGAACAGGGAUGCAAAAUCUUUGGGCUGGCACGUGCAGACGUUGCCCUUUGAGACCAAGACGCCGCAUGGAAUGAAAAAGAUGACUAAUCUGGUCAUCACCAAGAAUCCAGCUAGUCCUAGACGUCUUACGCUUGCCGCUCAUUACGAUUCCAAAGUGCUGCCACGAGGCUUUUUGGGCGCGACGGAUAGCGCUGCCCCCUGCGCCAUCAUCGUCGAUACCGCUAUUGCCCUCGAUGCGGCACUGGACAAGGCGGAGAGGAGGUAUGCCAAGGAAGGAAAGGGUAAAGGAUCGGACGUGACUUUGCAGCUCAUCUUUUUCGACGGCGAAGAAGCUUAUGGACAGUGGACGCACACAGAUAGCAUAUAUGGCAGCAAGUAAGUGUGUGGCACCUUUCUCAUCUCGUGGGGAGUGCUGGGACGCAAUCGUGUGCGCGUCGGCUUGUUUUACAAAGUCCAGCAAAAGUUGAACCCCCAUUGCCGCUUCCUCUCCUUUCCCGCUCUUCUCUUUCUUCUUCCCUUGGCUGUCCGAAAUUCGAAGGGAUUUGGCGAGCAAUUGGACUCGCUCCGCACACUCGCCGCCGCACGCACCACCAGUGGGAGCAGCGCGUCUGUCUCAAGCUCGAUUUGCGACCGAAAGGCCUAUACGCAGCAUCGACACGAUAGAGCACCUAGUUCUACUCGACCUUCUAGGAGCUAGUCAUCCACAGAUUCCUCCAUAUUUCCCCAGCACCAGCUGGUUGAAUACGCGCUUGUCCGAAGCUCAAAAGAGGCUGCAGCAGGAAUUGCUGUUUUGGCCACCUCAUCAGACAGCCAACAGGCAUGAUGAGAAAUGGUUCGGUGGACAUGCGUGGGGCGGCAUAGAGGAUGAUCAUUUGCCCUUUCUUGCAAAUGGAGUACCUAUCCUUCAUCUCAUUCCCACGCCAUUUCCCGCAGUUUGGCACACCAUGCAGGUGCGUAACUCGUCUUUCCCCACAUUCCACGAUUAGUCGUGCCUCCAUCCCCGCCCCCGUUCGCAUCCGGCUACUCAGACUCUGACAAAUAUCCUUUCCCCCCCCCUCUCCAUCCCCAUUCGCAUGCGCAUCGUGGUUGCGACUGCAGGACGACGCCUCUGCAUUGGACUACGGCACAAAUUACGGCUGGACCAUGUUGAUGCGUCUAUUCGUCGCCGAAUACCUCAAUCUAGCAGCAGCGGAUCUGGAACAAGCUCCACGGGCCAAUAGGCAAAGGCAAGAGGUGCGAGAGGAGCUGCUGGAGAGGCAGGUGCAGCAGGGUCAGAGGAUCGAGAUGGACCAUUCGAGCGCAGAGGCAGAGGCAGAGGCAGAGGCAGAGGCGGAGGCGGAGGCGCACAAGGCUCAGCCGUUGCGUGCGCGAGACGAGGACGAUCUGGUGAGCUCUCUCCCUCUCUCUCUCUCUCUCUUCUCACCCCCCAGGCAACAAUUUUUGCCCUUUUGCUCUUGCUCUUGAGAGACGUUGCGUGGCUAACUCAAAUUUCUCUCGUACCAAUUUCGGUGCUGUGCAGCAGUAGUCUGAAGCACCAUUGGCCCCAUCCCCCCCACCAUUUGCGCGGAACAAUCAAGAUGCUUUACACGUCACCCACUCAAAUACAUGCCCUCACAACUACGACCCUCGUCGCUCAAGCAUCAUUGCACGCUCUCACAAAUCGCUCUCCUGAGUGCCCCCCCCUGGCUUACGAUUUGGGCUUGCUUGACCCGCAAGCGACGCUCAUUCACGCUCAAUCCUUUUUCGCCUUCUCGGACGAAAGAGGUAAGAUGCCAGUGGGCUACGGAGGGCGCGCGCGCGCUGCCAGAACGCUACGCUCCGAGUGGGUCUUUUUUCUUUGUUUGCCUUUCGAAUUUCGGUGUUCGACUGUACGCGGGAAACGAAACAUUCUAGUGACUUUUAGUAUACGGUGACGCGUUUUCGGGGAGGGAUGGGGGAUGGGGAAAAGGAUUUGGGGCUAGGGGUGAAUGGGAGAAGCAAAAGCAAAAGGAAAGGAAAGGAUGUAGGCUGGUCGAGGAAGAGAGGAGAGGAGCGUGGAUGCAUUUGUUGCUGUGCAGCAGAUGAAGCGGAACAAGUUCGAGGCGAGAAAAAGUUGCAGCGGGCGAGCAGCAGAUGCCCGCCGUGCCAAAAGAGAGAGCCUCUUUGUUGUCUGGACCAGCGAGAAUGGGAAAAGGAGCGUUGGGAUACAGAAGAAGGCGAAAGGGAGAGAACGGUUGAUGACGCAAAGGCACGCAUUUUUGGAUCGGACGAGAUUACUGCGGUGAGAUGGUUUAAGGUAGGAAGAAGGCGCAACCAGCUGGCCGCAAGGAAGCAGCACGACCUUCUCGUGCUCGUGGCUGGCACGUUUGCUAUACGGAUUGAAAGAGUCUGA